Physella acuta is the source of this 618-nucleotide messenger RNA. RefSeq names its product multiple epidermal growth factor-like domains protein 10. NCBI's taxonomy places the organism in Eukaryota, Metazoa, Mollusca, Gastropoda, Physidae. The record is from RefSeq and is a predicted model, not a curated record.
AUGGAUCUUCCGCAGCCACAGAUAACAGCUAGGGACCCUCGAUAUCAGUCGAUAGAUCCUGUAGUGGCAAAGGGUGGAAGAGGAAAAUCCAUUCUUGUAAGAACCGGUAAAUUUGGCCUAGAAUGUAACAAAGACUGUCGAUGCUUUACAGACACAGGAACUUGUUCUUCAGGAUGUGCUGCAGGUUAUACAGGGAUGGGAUGUCAGAAAACAUGUGAUGAGUAUCACUAUGGCAGUCAAUGCAAAUUAAAUUGCUCAAAUAACUGUAUGGACUCAAAAUGUAACAACACCGACGGAUUUUGUUUACAAUGUGACGAUAACUCACAGGGCUUCUUUUGUGAGAUAGAACAACUUAAGGAUGAUAGAAAAUAUGAGGGCAUAGCGGUGGGGAUCGGGAUAGGUGUUGCCAUAGGUGUUGUGCUCACAUCCCUACUAGUUUUACUUGCUGCCCUCAUUCUGUACCGCUUUAAAAAAGUGUCACGACGUAGAAAGUUGGACGUCAAGCAACGUACAACAGAGACGGAACCUGGCAGAAUUUACCGGACAGGUCAAUAUUUCUUAGAAUUAUUUUUUUCAGUGAUAUCCCGGCAAGUUCAGAAAGUGUCCAAACAAUGUUAA